AUGUCAGUCAGCGCAGAGGAGGUUGCCAAGCACAACACCGACAAGGACUGCUGGGUCAUUGUGGGUGACCAGGUGCUUGACGUCACCAACUUCCUGAGUGAGCACCCUGGCGGGAAGAAGUCCAUCAUGAUGUUUGCUGGCAAGGACGCCACUGAGGAGUUCGACAUGCUUCAUGACCGCAAGGCAUUCUUGAGGAAGCGGCUGAUUGAGUCCGUUGCUCAUGAGGAAAAACAUCCUUGCGAGAUUGAGACAGCUUCAUCAGUAGUCAGCGCAGAGGAGGUUGCCAAGCACAACACCGACAAGGACUGCUGGGUCAUUGUGGGUGACCAGGUGCUUGACGUCACCAACUUCCUGAGUGAGCACCCUGGCGGGAAGAAGUCCAUCAUGAUGUUUGCUGGCAAGGACGCCACUGAGGAGUUCGACAUGCUUCAUGACCGCAAGGCAUUCUUGAGGAAGCGGCUGAUUGAGUCCGUUGCUCAUGAGGAAAAACAUCCUUGCGAGAUGUUGCGAAAUUUGGAGGCUUAUUUCUGGAAUGUUGGGAUGCUGGGCACCCAGCAUUUAAGCACGUAUGAUUGUCCGCGGCCUUGUAUGGAGCACGAGGAGGCCUGCGUCAAGUUCGACCAGUCAUUUCCGUGCAUGAAAGAUGUGCACUGGGCAGCGUUUCAUGGUAUUGUGGAGAACCCGGAAUGGUAUCCGGAACUUCGAACCGGUGCUCCCCUGAAGGACUUUGCCUUGGUUCUCUAUAUGCAUGGGCAACCUGGUUGCCCCCGGCCAUGUGACGAAGGAGAGCCUGUGGGCCAUUUCGUGCCUUAUCAACCUGAAGCAGAUCCUGAGGACGAAGAUGAAGCAGAAGAGUCUAAAGCGAGGAGACGUAAAGAGAAUCAACAAACAAGUGAUGAAGAGGAUGAUCAGGAUGUAGAUUUGGAAGAUGAUGAGGACCAGUCCUCAAAGAAAGAGAAAAAGCAGAUUGUGAGGUUGGCAAAAUUGCUGCGGACGCAGGAAGAUCGUAAAGUUGUGAAAACUGUCCAGUCACAGGAUGAUAACUGUGCAAGGCCUGGCCUCCUGUAUGCACCGGCAAUGGCUGGCUCGUUUAAGAAAAGCGUUCAGUCAUCCAAUGAGUGCCGAAUGCAUUGCAGGGGGAUUGACGGCGCUGGGCACUUCUUGUUCUACGCUUCCUUGGGUCUCUGUCACUGUGCUGUAUACGGCGCCGUGAAGCAGGAGGUGCCAGAUGUCAACAAUCUUGCUGGCCCUGUGAAUUGUGGCGUACGGUGGGAGAAUGUGAACAAGGAGACUGCAAAGUUGGUGGAAGCUGUUAACAGUGGAUGUUUCUCGAUGAACACGGGGUUCGGACCAGCAAUUGGCGAACCCUUGCCCUUCCAAGCGAAGGAUCCGAUGGACUGCCAGCAGCAGCUUAAGUCCAGCAACGCAAAGCAUUUUGUGUUCACGCCAGUGAAUGGCGAGUGCCGCCUUGUGGCCCCUGAGGCUUCCUUGAUGCCUUUGCAGGAUGCCAUCUCGGGGCCAGCGUCCUGUGAGGACAAGGAGUUGGAGGUGCAGAUGAAGGCUGACAUUAAUCAGGUCAAAGUUCCUCGUGCAACUACACGCCGACUGGUCAUGUUUAUUGGAAUUCCAUCAGGAUUUAUGAUCAUUGGUCUCACGAUCACUGGUGCCCUCAUCAGCGUCCGAAGACGUCUUCGAACCAGCGAGGCUCGUGCCAAUCUCUUCGCGAGGAAUGGGCUCUUGGAAGGUGGGAUGCUGAAUGCCCAAAGUUCUUUUGCCUACACCCAAUUCCCAGACUAUGACUGUCAGUGGGCUGGCUCUAUCGCACAUUCGACGGAGACAUGGUCGCGUUUGCGGGAACAAUUGCUUGCAGGCGGGCCUAUGUUUUCACCCGCGACGCUUGCAUUGUCCAAGCUAGCAACUGAGCAGGAGGAUGGGUCAAACAUUUGUCCCUUGGGCAGUUUGUCUGCAUGCUGGGCACUGCAUGUGGCGGGUGUGCAACGAUGCGAGCGCACCACGGAGGUCCUUCCGCUUCUUCCUGCGAUUGGCAGCCGCUGGCCACUGCUUCGUUUCUUAGCGAGGGUUCAUCGUGACUGGCUGCGAACUGCAAACGAAUGGUCUUGUGAGGAGCUUUUUCAUCCAUCUAUCAGCUGGGAUGACUUUCACGGAUUGGUGGAUGAUGUGGCUGUUGAUGACUUUGACGAAGAGAGGAUGGAGACCCUGGUGGGUCCUGCAUUCAAUACAGCCUCUGAAGAGGCGAGUGGAGUUAUUUGGAAAUAUUCAUCAGCUGCACUGUAUGAUGGGAGCCCAAUCGCGGCCUGGACUCAGCGCUGCGAGCACGGUGUGGCAGCAGCAUUCCUUUUACGCGCUUGUGGCCUCAUUUUAGGAGACCAAGACGUUUUCAAGAUGGUCGAAUCCUCACUCGGUCUAGUGGGCGGUGAGAACAGGAUUGUGGACCUCUUGGACUCGAGAUGGCCGUUGUAUGCCAUCCUUCAUCGGCUGCAAUGUAUGAAGAAGAGAUGGGAUGAUUUGCCCAUUUCUCCACAAGAAUUGAAGCCAUCCAUUGACUCCCCAGCGCUACUUGAAAUUACAUCACCAGCAGCUGCUGACCUGGCAGAUUCGUUGAUGAUGGCCGCACCUGGGCCGGUCCUCAUGGUGUUCGUUUCUUCUUCUCGUGUGAGACUUCUUCCUGGUUAUGUCAACCAUUCCAAAAGGCUGGACUUCCUGGGGAAAACUUUGUUCCUGCCGCAGAAUAACUACAUCCGUGAGAAGUGCCUGGCUUUGGUGGAUGCGUGUUUACCUGUUUUGUCGGUCUUCCCAGAAGUGGCCAAGUACACAGUCCUGGCAUUUGCUGCGCGAUUGAGGGUUGAUGUUCUCUUUGUGGAUAUGGACACAUAUUGGGUCUACAUCCCAGUGGAAUUUUAUUCCAACCAGAGCCGUCCCAGCAUCAUGCUAGUGAGAUCAGCGAAUGAGCGAAGCAAAUACGCCCUCGCCAUCAUGGCGGCAUGGCUGCUGAGAUUUCCGUUCAUCUCAUCCAAUCCUGGUAUGCGUCACUUGCUGGAACCGGAUCGUCCGGGCUAUGUUCCUUCCGUGUCUUUCCUGCGUCAUGACCGCUCAGAAGAACGAGGUCCCUUACAGAUUGGAACUUUUGAUUCCGAGAACGAGUUCACUACAAUGGAUGGUUGGUUUGGCCAGGUUGGCAAGGUGGUUGCGUUGGAAUUCAGCACCUUUCUUGCUGAGGAGAUCAAAAUGCCAAUGCUGGAGGAGCUCUACAAUGGUGUCAGGAAGGCAGAAGAGCUUCUGCCUCAAUUUCAAAAGCAAAUGUCCCCAAAGCGACCAAUGGAAGUUCUUCAAAGCGACCCUCACGCAAGCCCUCCUCGCAUUCAUGCAGAUGUUCGCAUAGUCCAUGUGAACUUCGCGGACGGUUGUUGCGAAGUCGAACAGGCAAGGUCUUCAAGCACAGCUCUGGAGUUUGGCGCCAAUGAGUCUCGGGCACUGGAAGGCAGCUUUUUGACUCCGGAGUUCAGGUCUCGCAACGAUCAUCUCCUGAAUUUUGUUCGAAGCACGGAACUGACAAGUGGCAAGGCGCCAUCGGGCAAAGUCGGCUACUAUGUGUGGAAGCCGUAUGUGAUACUAGAGACGCUGAAAGAUCCCGCAAUCAACUGGAAUGACAUUGUUCUCUGGACUGAUGCCGGGGUGCAUUUCAUCAGCCCGCUGCGAUCUUUGGUGGAACAGUACCUGGCACAAAGCGAUGUAUCUGCAACUCAGACCCCAAUGAUGGAAGCAGAUGUCACCAAGCGAGAUGCAUUUGUUUUGCUGGAUGCAGACUAUGAAAGCAUCGUCAAGACCAACCAAAUAGCCACAGGAAUUAUCUUGGUCCGUAAGACUCCGUUGGCCAUCCGAUUUAUGGAGAAUUGGCUUCGAGCUUGUGAAGAUGAACGCAUUAUCACAGAGACGCCUUCAGUGCUUGGCCUCGCGGAUUAUCCCCAUUUUCGACAUCACAACGAUGACCAGUCCGCGUUCUCUUUGCUCUUUAAGAAGUAUGGCUUUCAUUCAUUUUUGCAAGCAGAGCGCGACCUUUACGUGGUUGCUGCUCGGAAUACUGCCAAGUUCAUCGCAGCCUCGCAACUCUGCUUAUUAUGCUAG
Cladocopium goreaui is the source of this 4143-nucleotide messenger RNA. The record is from the annotation of a GenBank genome assembly. Lineage: Eukaryota; Dinophyceae; Suessiales; Symbiodiniaceae.